Messenger RNA from Alligator mississippiensis (American alligator), 629 nucleotides. RefSeq names its product cytochrome c oxidase copper chaperone. Gene Ontology annotation, cellular component: mitochondrial intermembrane space. Gene Ontology annotation, biological process: mitochondrial respiratory chain complex IV assembly. NCBI's taxonomy places the organism in Eukaryota, Metazoa, Chordata, Crocodylia, Alligatoridae. The transcript is spliced from 3 exons. The record is from RefSeq and is a predicted model, not a curated record. Gene Ontology annotation, molecular function: copper chaperone activity; copper ion binding. The coding region runs from base 6 to 338 and encodes 110 amino acids.
GGCGCAUGCGCAGCGGCUGUGCUAGGCCCCCUGGAAGCGGAAGGCGUAGGAAGUGCGCGCGGGCCGUGCCGUGCCGUGCCGGCAGCGCUCACCUCGCCGUUUUUCCCCACCCCCAAGUGGUGCACGCAGGGACCGCGGCUAUGUCGAGCCUGGUGGCGGCCACGUGCGACGGGCAGGGCUCGCAGCCCGCCGAGAAGAAGCCGCUGAAGCCUUGCUGCGCCUGCCCGGAGACCAAGGCGGCGCGGGACGCCUGCAUCAUUGAAAAAGGGGAGGAGAAUUGUGGGCCUCUUAUUGAGGCCCAUAAGGAAUGCAUGAGAGCACUGGGAUUUAAAGUAUAAGCAAGAUGAAUAAUGGAACUGUGCGUGUGGUGACUUGCUGCGAGGUGACUGAUUUUUCCAGGGAAUUGAAGAAUAUUAAGUUAUUUCUGCAGGCUACUUCAAGGGACAACCUUAAUGAUGAGAGCUAUUUAUAUAUAGAGAGAGAUACAUAUAUAUAUAAAAAAACAAACAAACCCCAAACCCUAACAAUAAAGAAACUGCCUAUCACUUUUCUGAAUUGUAUGUUAUGAGAUCUUGACCAGCUGGAAUAGAGAUAUAUUUUCUUCUUAAUAAAGGAUUUAAAAACGUUCA